GAAUGCUUGUCAUAUGACUCAAUAUGCGCCCAAUUCAGAAUCAAAUGUCUUCGAACGAUCUCUGGUAUUGAUCAAACCAGACGCAGUGCAGCGAAAACUAGUUGGAAAAAUUAUCGAACGUUUUGAGAACAAAGGCCUCAAAUUGGUUGCGAUGAAGUUAUUUUUGGCAACUAGAGAAAUGGCAGAGGAACAUUAUAUUGAACACCAAGACAGAGCAUUCUUUGAAAAAUUAAUGGACUACAUGACAUCGCAUCCACUGAUUCCAAUGGUUUGGGAAGGUCCAAAUUCUAUCAAAAUCAUCCGAAACAUGUUGGGCGUGCACGAUCCAACUUUAGCAUUGGCUGGCACUAUUCGCGGUGAUUUUAGUGUCAACCUUCAGAACAAUGUUAUCCAUGGGUCGGACUCAAUUGAUGCUGCCAAAAGGGAAAUCAACAUAUGGUUCCAACCAAAUGAAAUACCAUACUAAACACAAAUACCGACCCAACUUCAUUCAAAUACACCGUUUUUUAUUUAAAUUUAAUGCCUAAACAGUUUUAUAAACGAUUUUGUAUGGAUUGUACUAAAUGGCUUUGAUUUGUAACGUGCAUUCGAACUCAAAUCGGCGAUUUCUACAGUGAAUGGAAUUUUAACAAAUAGAAAAAAAAGUACGGCGUUUAAAUGGAACGCUUCUUUUUGAAUCAGUUUAAGUUAAACUAAUAUUCUGAUUUUCAAUCGAAAAUUGCAUUUUAAUCAUAUGAAAUAUCAAUCUAUAUAUAUAAAAAAAAGCUGUAUGUAGGGGAGAGGGGGGCUAUUCGGAUCACUUUUUGGAAAUCACCCAUAUCGUCUUGAAAAUGACCACGAGUUGCCACAUUUUAUAUAUCGUUGGGAAGCUAUUCUCAUAAGCUAUCUUUUACAUAGAUAAACUUUUUGUGUUGGGUGUCCUGGUAGUGAGAUAUGGGCCUACGUUUGGACUUACUGACA
Sitodiplosis mosellana (orange wheat blossom midge) is the source of this 960-nucleotide messenger RNA. RefSeq names its product nucleoside diphosphate kinase-like. NCBI's taxonomy places the organism in Eukaryota, Metazoa, Arthropoda, Insecta, Diptera, Cecidomyiidae. The coding region runs from base 14 to 466 and encodes 150 amino acids. The transcript has 2 exons. Gene Ontology annotation, molecular function: nucleoside diphosphate kinase activity. Gene Ontology annotation, biological process: GTP biosynthetic process; UTP biosynthetic process; CTP biosynthetic process. The record is from RefSeq and is a predicted model, not a curated record.